This is a messenger RNA of Capsicum annuum, 983 nucleotides long. Its product is annotated as cytochrome b5. The record is from RefSeq and is a predicted model, not a curated record. The transcript has 6 exons. Gene Ontology annotation, molecular function: heme binding. Bases 119 to 802 code for a protein of 227 amino acids. NCBI's taxonomy places the organism in Eukaryota, Viridiplantae, Streptophyta, Magnoliopsida, Solanales, Solanaceae. Gene Ontology annotation, cellular component: membrane; intracellular membrane-bounded organelle.
AUCAUUAAUGGGCCUUAUUCCAAGCCCAACCCAAUCAGACUCACACGGUGACAUUCCUUCCAAUUUGUAAAGCGAUUAGUCUUGUAUUGAAUGGUGAAAUUUGUUUGACAGUAAAACAAUGGUGCUGACCAACUUUAAGGGAACUGGUGUUGGUGUUGGUGCUGGCAUUGGCUGUGGAUUCGGUAUAGGAUGGGGUUUCGGAGGCAUGCCUUUGAAUUUCUUGGGUCUUGGUGUAGGUGGCGGCUGUGGGAUUGGAGUAGGCCUCGGAUGGGGAUAUGGCGCUGCCUAUGGUAGCAAGUACAGGAACUCUAGAGUCACAUUUGAAGGUCUGGAUUUUGUCAAUAAAGAGCAUAGUGAAGAAAAAGAUUCAAAAGAUCUUGCCAAAGGCACUCCUCAAGUUGCACGACACAAGUCAAAGCAAGAUUGUUGGAUCAUCAUCCAUGGCAGGGUAAUAGACGUAACUAAGUUUCUGGAAGAACAUCCUGGAGGAGAAGAAGUGUUGAUUGAAUCAGCUGGAAAGGAUGCAACUAAAGAAUUUGAUGAUAUUGGGCAUAGUAAAGCUGCCAAGAACUUUCUCUUCAAUUACCAGAUUGGAUGUCUUCAGGGCUGUAAAAUCCAAGAUGAUGAUAAUUUGUUUAUGGAUUCCUUCAAAGAAUCAAUAAAGGCCAAAGAAAUGGAAGCUUUUGUGAUCAAAGAGGAUCCCAAACCAAAGUACCUGACUUUUGUUGAGUACUUUGUGCCUCUCUUGGCUGCUGCAUUGUUUCUGUAUUAUCGAUAUUUCACUGGAGCUCUCCAGCUUUGAACUCCCAGAACAAAGGGAUUAAUCAUAUGAUUUUCAUUAGUAAUUUAUUUGUUUGUGUUUUUAUAGAAGUUCAAUGGUGACAAAUUGAGCAGAUAAGCUACUAUGAAUGUACUUACUACUAGUUUUUCUACUUGCUAAAGAAACAAUAAACAAGUCAAUCUGUGCUUAAUUUGUUUGGACA